Mycena citricolor is the source of this 465-nucleotide messenger RNA. The record is from the annotation of a GenBank genome assembly. Lineage: Eukaryota; Fungi; Basidiomycota; Agaricomycetes; Agaricales; Mycenaceae.
GUUCGGACGAAAGGAGGACAAAGGCUGAAGGGGUGCGAACGUGGAUGCCAUCAUCACCAGUGACGUGGUCUCACUAAGCGCGCGGUCUUUUGUCGUGGAUUGCUUGUGACUCUGAGCGGUGCAACUGAAAAGCCCUCGCAGAUGCACGAGGGGACACCGCAUUUUGUACAUGUACUUACGGGGGCUGGCUGAAGAUGCGGUGUGGUUGCUGUCUCUUAUGUACGGCACUGACAGGCCUUCUGUAUCAGUCCAUUUGGGACGAGCUUCCCUCCUUCCCAUGAGUUCCCCGUCCCAGUCAGCUUGGUAAUCGCUUCCUCUCCUUGAGCAUUUGCCGGCUCUGACAAGGCAUGGACCAGAUUUCAAUUCGUGUGAACAACCUGUGGAGAUUAGGGCCCAUAUCAUUCUAUUGACUUCCAUGAUAUUCUCUUGUCACAUGAUUGAUGGUGAUUAUGUAGUCACAACGGC